UACACGCAAUGUAAAAAUUUCGAUUUCGAAGUUAUUAAUCGAGUUUGAUAAAUAUUUACUCUACAAAUUAACCCAUAAAACAUGUAAUCCUUCCAAUCAUCCAAUAAUUACCAUGAUAACUAAUAAUCUCCGCAGCAAAUGUCAAGUUUGUACAGGUUAUGUUCACCCGAUUUCAAAAACAGACGGUGUUCCUCUACAAGAAAAACCACUAUAAAAAGUAAACAAUCAAGCACGAUAGCCUCGAGAGCGCCAAAUGUUCGAAUUAUGCCCGAUAAGCACCAGUUUGCAGCAUGUCUUGUGAAGACUCGGCCGAAUCCCGGCAAAACAACGAAUUCGCGGCCCUAGAGGCGAUUUACGCCGAUGACUUGAAAGAUCUGAGGGGCAAAUCGGCGUGGAACAAAUGGAAACCUUUGAAUUUCAAGAUUUCCUUGACUCCCCAGCAAGGUAGCUCUGGUUGCAACGAGGUGUACGCAAAACUCGACUUACACAUUAUUUGUGAUGAAGAUUACCCCAAUAGCGUGCCUAAAAUCAAGCUGGAGAAUAGUAAAGGUCUUUCGGAUAAUUUGCUUUUUCAGUUACAAAGGGAUUUGGAGAGGACUGCCAAUGCGUUGAAGGGGGAAGAGAUGGUUUUUCAGUUGUCGCAGCACGUGCAGGAGUUUUUGCAUAGGCAUAAUAAGCCGGCGUCGAAGAGUUUUUAUGACGAGAUGUUGCAGCGGCAGAAGGAGAAGAAGGAGAAGGAUUUGCAGGAGAGGUUGAUGGAGGAGGAUAGACAAAGGCAAUUUAUGCAACUGGAGGUUCAGAAGAGACAGGAGAUGUUAAAAUCAGAGUCGCGUUUAAGGCGUGAAACUAGGUAUAAUUCAGAGAAUUCCAAUGAGAAUGACAGUGAGGAUAGGAGGCAGUCUCUAUCAAACAACUCAAACGAAAAUAGCGACGAGUGUCUCUGUGAUCACAAAAAAACCGUACUUAUAGAAUUCAGUGGCAGAGAAAUAAAAAGAGGCCAGUGUUUAAGGCAUUGUAGUUUUAACCAUAUUGUAUUUAUUGGUAUGGAUGUAAGAACAGGCGAGAUUGUUCUUUUGAGUGAAUGGACUAUAACCAAUUCAAAACAUUUAGCCAGUUUAGAACAAGAAUUUAAUUAUUUGACAAAGUUAAGACACCAGAAUCUCAUACACUACCUAAAUUUUAAGUGUGAAAAUGUCUGUGAUGGAAAAAUUGUUGUGUACAUUUUAAAAGAGUUUAUUAACGGACCGAACUGUUUAUUUUUUAUGAACGAGAAUUUCAGCGUGAAUAUCCAGUUUGUUAAAUACGUUGCAAAGGGUGUCUUGACCGCUUUAGACUAUUUACACAGAAACAACGUUGUUCAUAAAGACAUCAGGGAGAGCUGCGUUUAUAUAACAGAAAAAGGUACUGUGGCUCUAUCCAACUACAGUUUACACCGCCGCCUUACCGACAUUACCUCACAAUCCAACUCCUUUACCAACUACAGCAAAAAGACUGACAUUUACAAAUUUGGUGCUUUUUUGGUGGCACUAUUGCAGGGCUCAGUUGUAUCAAACGACGAAGACAUCAACAUACCGACCACCGUACCUCCAGAGCUUCACGAUUUUAUUUCAAGAUGUUUGCACAAACAAGAAAAAGAACGAUGGACGGCAAUCCAGUUACUAAAUCACGCAUUUUUGCGCCACAACGACCUCCUGACGUCACCCGCCCACAAAAUCAACUUGAACGUCGAAGACAGAAACGUUUCGCCGGACGUGACAGCAACCGAACUUUCACUGUUACAACAAAGCGGCCAAUCGCGAAUCGAUCAAGAGUUCGAGUUACUCGACAACUUAGGGAAGGGGGCGUUCGGGGAUGUGAUUAAAGCGAGGAAUAACUUAGACGGCCGGUAUUACGCGAUAAAACGGAUCAAACUCAACCCGAAGAACAAACAACUGAAUAAAAAAAUCGUGAGAGAGGUUAAGUUACUGUCGAGACUUAACCACGAGAAUAUCGUUCGGUAUUACAAUUCGUGGAUAGAGCGGACGGUUAUUAAGAAGGAUGAUAGUAGUGAGAUGGAGACCACCACGUCGACUGAGACCGAAAAGCGACCCAAAAUUAUCCGUCCUGACGAGUUCACUCUUAACGAUAACAUUGAAGAACUCGCACCUUCGCUUAAAAGUGUCGAAGUGUCGAUUACGUACGACAGCAAAUCGCAAGCUCCUUUUGAUUCGAGUUCCGAUGAGUCGAGCAGCGACGACGAAAACAGAUGGGGAGUAUUUGAGGUGGAGUCCGACGGUAUCGAAUUCGAGGAACCCAGUAUUGAAGAAAACGUCGCCGAGCAGUCGCCUCAGUCCACCAAAAGCACACAUUCCAGAGAUUCGACUUUCGAAAACGGCCGCCAAAUCGAAUUCAUGUACAUCCAGAUGGAGUUCUGCGAGAAGAGUACCCUAAGAAACGCUAUCGACAACAGCGUGUACUUAGAUGAAGUUCGCGUCUGGAGAUUAUUUAGGGAAAUCGUUGAAGGGUUGGCACACAUCCACCAGCAGGGCAUGAUCCACCGGGACCUCAAGCCCGUUAACAUUUUCUUGGACUCGGCCGACCACGUGAAAAUCGGCGACUUCGGGUUAGCUACCAACAUAAAAACGAAGUUGAACGAAUACAACUUCGGGCGGCCGUUCCAAACAGAGGAGGACACGAUGGACGAAAGCAAGACGGGUUUGAUCGGGACUGCUCUGUACGUAGCUCCCGAACUGAGCGUGGCGUCCAAAGCCACUUACAACCAAAAGGUCGAUAUUUACAGUCUAGGGAUAAUUUUUUUCGAGAUGUGCUACAGACCCUCGGCUACCAACAUGGAGCGCAUCACUAUUUUAACAGGAAUACGUAAAAAAGACGUCGUUUUGCCUGAGGACUUCCCGAAUGACGAUAAACAGAAGUUUUUGAUUAGGUGGUUGUUGAACCAUGACGUAUCGAAGCGACCGACGUCACAGGAGCUGCUGCAGUCCGAACACGUGCCGCCGCCUGUGUUGGAGGAGUGCGAACUGAGGGAGUUAGUCAGGCACACUUUGAGUAAUCCUCAGUUGAAAUGUUACAAGUAUUUGAUCGCUUCGUGUUUUGACCAGACGUUGACGCCUGCGCAGGAUAUUACGUACGACAAGGACCCAUCGGCGCCUACGUUGAGCAAGCCUUUGAACUUGUACGACUACGUCAGAGAGGUCAUUGUUAAGAUUUUUAAGCAACAUGGCGGCCAGAAUUUACCGACGCCAUUGUUAAUGCCGAAAAGCCAGUACUAUGAGGGGGUCGAGUCUUGUGUUAAACUCAUGACGCACUUUGGAGGUAUCGUGUCGCUUCCGCACGACCUGAGAGUCCCGUUUGCGCGCUACGUGGCCUGGAAUGGAAUAACUUCGUUCAGGCGGUAUUCAGUCGAGAGGGUGUAUCGAGAGAAGAAAGUUUUCGGGUUUUUACCGCGCGAAUUGUACGAAUGUGCCUUCGACAUCGUGAGUCCUACUCCGGGGAACCACAUGCCCGACGCGGAAAUCCUCUACGUCAUUUUCGAAAUCAUCAACGAACUCCCGGUUGUGAAGAACAAACAAGUAACGAUACGGUUGAAUCACACGUCUUUGAUUAAAGCGAUUUUGUUACAUUGUGGCAUCAAGGACAAACACCAGGAGGUUUUAGAGAAGUUCUCGGACGUCAAAGAUGGCAAAAUGUCAAGGAGCGACUUACAAACUUAUCUCAUCAGCUUUGGACUCUCUGACAAUUCAAUAGCGACUUUAACCAACAUCUUCAGUUCGGAGUUUGAAGUGUGCAAAGCCGUCAAUCAGUUGCAACAAAUCACGCGCAAAAAAGCCAACGAGGCGAGUCUUUUAGCUAAGCAAGCGUUGCAAGACUUGAAGACCAUAGCACACAAUGCUGAAGCGUUCGGAGUGACGUUCGAAAUGGUGGUAGCCCCGGGGGUUAUUUACAACAUCCAGCAGUAUUCCGGUAUGAUUUGCCAGUUUGUGUGCGAGUUGAAGAAGAAGCACAAGCACGGUAACAAGGAGGUUUUGGCUGCGGGAGGCCGCUACGAUUCCAUGAUCACCUCCUACAGGAAGAUGAUUGACAACGCGAAUAUGUCGGGUCGCGACAUCCGGCAGUCCGCAGUCGGGAUUUCUUUAUCUUUAGACAAGCUAGUGCAGGCCGUGAUGCGAGAACAAAGCGAGGAUCUACCGAAUACGGAGUACCUCGACGUGGCGGUGUGUUCCGUGGGGUCUAAACCCAUGCUGAAGGAAAAAACGAAGGUCCUGCGAAGUCUGUGGGCUGUGGGUUUGCGUUGCGUCAUGGUGGAAGCCACCAACAUCGAGGAAAUCCACGAGCAGUGCACCGAGCUCAAGGUCCCUCACGUCAUCAUGCUGAAAGACGGCGAGCAAGGCGUGGUGCGCGUGCACAGUUGGGAGCGCGAGCGAUUCCAAGAGAAAAUGUUCAAGCUGCCCGAGCUGGUGGAAAACAUGCAGAGGAUUAUCAAAACGUGGAAGGAAGGCUCGCAGGAGGUCGCCCCCGCCGCCGGGAUCCUCUCCAAGUCCGACAGCAAGAGCAGUUACUCGGAAAAGAACGACGCACACGACGCUACGGUGUCGGUCAUGUUCGUGACCGCCGAGAAACUAUCGGCUAACGCUAGGAGGCGCUACGAGCUGCAGAUCAGGAGUCACUUGGACGGGUUAUUCAAGAAAUUGAGCGGCUCGGUCACCGUGUUGGGGGUUAGUGUGGAGUCGAACGUGAUUCGGACGAUAGCGUCGUAUUUGGAGUGGGAGAGCGACCAUCAGUAUCAUCGGAGUCUUGAGAUUAUUUUCGAAAAACACCAGCGCCACAAGAAGAACUUAUCCGACAUCUGUGAUGAAAUAUACGAACAGAAGUGCAAAAAGACGAAACCUAUAGUAAUUCUGUUUAGCUUACACGAUUCGUUCCAUAGGUUACUGAUUUGAGUUAAAUACAAUAUUUUUACAUA
Molecule: messenger RNA, 4960 nt
Organism: Zophobas morio
Lineage: Eukaryota; Metazoa; Arthropoda; Insecta; Coleoptera; Tenebrionidae
Gene: Gcn2
Product: eIF-2-alpha kinase GCN2
Exons: 15
Coding region: 291-4937 (1548 amino acids)
Biological process (GO): regulation of translational initiation by eIF2 alpha phosphorylation; negative regulation of cytoplasmic translational initiation in response to stress; DNA damage checkpoint signaling
Cellular component (GO): cytosol; cytoplasm; nucleus
Molecular function (GO): protein binding; eukaryotic translation initiation factor 2alpha kinase activity; ATP binding
Source: RefSeq, a predicted model, not a curated record